GUGUGAUACAGCAGCUACUGUCCGUAACAUGUGGGUGAAUUGUGCGCCAUGAGUUUGGGAGAAAUCAACAUUAGAAACUUCUCUCUGUUUAAUCCUCCAAGAUGUUGUUCGGCAAAGAAACUCCAUGGCGGCGUUUGGAUGGCGUGUCGUUUGGCAUGUUCUCCUCUGAAGAGAUCAGGUGAGAGGAGGCAGAGGCAGCAGCUGAGCUCUCUGCUCUGAGGCCAAACUUCACUUUAACAUGUUUGGCUGUGUUUGUGAGCUCUAAGGAUAGAUUGUGGCUCUUUACAUGUAUAAGAUACAUGUAGUCAGAACAGGGGUGUUAUAUUUUUUUAUUUAAACAAAACUAAGUUUAUGUUUUUUGGAAAUACAACAGGUUUUCGCUGUCCGUAGAUAAGAUUCACGAAAGUGUCCUGAUGCAGAUUUCCAGGUGUGAUCAUGGAUUAUUAAAUAACACGAAAAGGGCAUACAGAUCAGGUAAACUCUAAAGAGUCUGAGAGCAUCUUUGUUUUGAACAAACUCAAGUUUGUAUUUUUAGAUUACAAGGAUAUAAGGAUUUUCUACUGAGCAUUGAUUUUAACAUUUCUGUGGAGGUAUGGGCCAACAGUUCAGUAAUAUCAAAUCAUAAUGUUUGUCAUAGAAAACUGCAGUGAGAAUUAGUAAUAACAGAGAUAUCAGAGAACAUAUCAACUGUUCACAAACAAAAAAGUAUUACUCAAACUUCAUGAUUUAGUCUGAUGGUACCAAACUCCAGGGAAAAGAGUUUCUGUCCAGAUCUCUUUUUCCUGGAUGGCAGACUCUCAUUGUUAUGUUCAAAGUAAAAAUCAGAUAUCACCAGAAAAUGACCACAGAUUGUUAUUAGUUCAGAAUACGAGGAGGAGCAUCUUCAAGCCUCACCAUGCACUGAGGAGCUGAAAGCAGAUGUGCAUUUCUGUGACUGGAAACAAACUCAAAUUCAAUACCAAAUGAGAGCAGAGGUUAAAGGAAUAUUUUGCAAUCAAAGAAAAGUUUGAAAAAAGAAUGAUGAGACGAUAUGAACUCAGUAGGAAGUGAUUUUUCCCCCUCUUUUUUAUGCAGAAGUAUCAUCAAAAGCAAUGAAUAUGCCUCUGAAGUUUACUUUGUAAUGUCGUUUGUCUUAUGUUGGGGCCGAUCAUCUGUUUCUGUUGUUCAUUUGUGUUUUGGGUGAGAGGCAGGCAACAUUUCCGCUCUUUUACAGACAUGGAGCAUGUCCAUAUCAUAAAUGUAACUUUGUACACUACCAUCAAUGGAAUAAAGAAGAAUUACAUCAAAUAGGAUUUUUCUCUGUGAUAUGAUUCACUCCAAAUUGAAAUAUUUUACAUUUCUGCCCGUGCUGAUGAUUCUCAUCAAACUUUAUAAUCCUGAGACUUGGGCUGUUACAACUACAGGGCAUGUCCUCAAAAAGAGAGGAUAUUUCCCACAUAAAUCUUGAUUAUAAAAUAGCUUACUUGAAUUACAUAUUACAACAACAUUAAAUAGUCCGAAUUCAGAGAACUUCCAUAAAUCCACAUGCUCACUUUACUACCAACAUCAACAAACAUGAACAGUAACUCCAGUUCAGUGGGUGAUAAACUGACUCUUCACCCUUCAAAUCUCUUGUCCAGGAAAUUGAGUGUGAAGGCGGUCACCAAUCCCAGAUUCUUGGAUGCAGUUGGGAAUGUGGCCCCAAACAGCCUUUACGAUCUGGCCCUGGGACCAGCAGACAACAAAGAGGUACAACCCUCCUGAGACUGCAGUAUGCAGUCUUGGAUCAGUGUAUGCUAGACCUGUAUUUGCAGUGUCAGAAGUUUAGACUGUAUGUAUGAGGUACUUUUUCUGAUUCAGUUUUUGCUCUAUUGUUUUUGCCAGGUGUGUUCAACAUGCUGUCAGGAAUUCAACAACUGUCCAGGACACCUGGGACACGUAGAGCUACCACUUCCCGUGUACAACCCACUGCUGUUUGACGUAAGUGGGCCUGCAGAGCCACUGAAGUACCACGCUGAGGGGAGGGUAGCCAGUCUGUAUUAGUUGGUUUAUUACUUUGUAGGAUUUGGGGGUCAGAUGUUUUCUGGUUAUCGUUAACGUUGUUGAUGUAAUUAUUACUCAAUACAGAGACAGUUGGGAAUAUUUCUGACCUCUCAACCUGUAACUUUAAACAACUUUUCUAGUGUUUUGUUGUCCCUAUCUGACGUUUUUGACAACAUGGUGCUGGCACCAAAGUUAAAAUGGACAUAUAUAUUUUGAUGGAACAGUAACAGGUUUCAGAUUCAACAUUUGAUCUGUUGUCUUUGCACUAUUUAAAAAAAAAGAUAGGAUUAAAAAUCUUUUACAGACGCUGGCUGAGUUCACUGGCAUGUAUACGCACACAGGCUAUUUGAAAAAACACCCUGAGCACAAUGUGUUUGUGUGUGAUACUUUAUACCAGUCUGAGUGAUUAAAUUCUGAUCAGUGGUUUAUGACUAACACACUGCUGCUUUAAUUGACUUCUCCUCUUCUUCUUCUUCUUUGACUUCUUACCCCCCUCAGAAACUGUACCUGCUGAUUAGUGGUUCCUGUAUGUCAUGUCACAUGCUAACCUGUCCCCGAGCUGUCAUCCACAUGCUGCAGAGGCAGCUACAGUUGUUGGACCACGGAGCUAUGCAGGAGGUCUACCAAAUAGAACACAUUCUCAACCAGGUUUGUUUAUUUUUUAUUUAUUAAUUUACUUUCACAUAGUGUACAAUAUUAGGCAGUUAAAGAUACAAAAUAACAUGUGGGUUCUCACUUGCUGCUGUAAUCACCUGAAUGUAAAGUUACACUUGGUUGUUGUUUGAGAGACGGUGAAGUUAGUGGUUGUUUGUUGCUCUGGUAAAAUCUGAGCUCCAUAGAGCUCCAUGGUGGUUUUGUUACUACUGUAGAUCAACAGUUUGUGUUUGCAGUCCAUCACUGAGUGUGUUUUUGUGUGGCAGUAUUUGGAAGAGAAUCCCAAAGCCACUGGAGAUGAGAUCGAGCAGGUUCUCAAGGAGUAUACUGCCUCCGUUAUUGGAGCUAGCACUGGACUUUCAGAAAACAUCAAACCGGUGGGUACAAAAAUCUGUCAGUACAAAACAUGAAAAUACCCACGUACACCUGAGGACUUUGUAGACCGGUAUAAGGUGGAGGAGUUCAGCUCCACUGAGGCACACAGACUCAUGUUUCUGACUGUUUUUUUUUUUUUACAGAUUAAACAUGUUGUUGAAAAAAGGAACAGUCUCAUAAAUGAGUUCUGGAGGAUCAACAUGAAAACAAAAAAAUGCCCUCAUUGCAGGUAACUAGAUAACACAAGAACAUACCUGUGUGAUUUUGAAAACCAGCUCAGGUGAAGACAGACAGGAUUGAUCGUGUCACUAGGGCAUGUUUUUGUUUCUAACAUCAUUUCAAAAUGAAAAUUCACCCUGUUAAGACACAUUACUAAGAGCUGUUACUGACAUGCUGUAAAAACCUUGUGACCCUGAGCAUGUCUCACCUGCUCUGUCAAGAGCCUGAUGUUGUUCAUGUGUUUGGUAACUUAAAAGACCCAAAGAGAGAAGAGAGCGCUAGUCUUUCUGCGUGGAAAUUUCAAAAAGUCUGUGUUUCUGUGUUUACGUCAAACUUUAGCAGCUUUUGAAGCCAAAGAAGAAUGACUACUUAGUAUGAUGCUCUAAAAGUUAAAGCUCCAUCAAGGAACUUUGAGUUUGUGUCAGCUUUGGCACCCUCUCUGGACUAAGUAGUUUUUUUCCCCUCUUGUUCUCCAUGUCCUCCUCGAGUUGUGAUUUUGACACAACAAAUCCGACCCUGCUGACUUUUGACAGUCAAAUAUUAAAUUUUUAGAAUAUAUGUAAUAUUGUAAAAAAUAGAGUUGGUUCUGUAGCCGCUUGGCUAGCACUUACCCCCAUGCGCAGGUUUUAGGCAUCAAAAAUUACAAUUAAAAAAUCUUCAAACUUGUUGCUGAGGGUAUUGUUAGAUUUUCUGUGUCAUAAAAAUGCAUCAGUGUGUAUUUCAGCCUAUUUCAUAAAUGUCAAAAACUCCUAUCAAGAGCUUCAAGUGAUUCAAAACAAGAAAAAAAAGGACUAAGUGUAAAUUAAGUACUUAACUGGACUGGCAUUAGUUUUGACCAAAUGCGGUGAAACAAGAGCUCAGCACUGGGUUAGCAGCUGCUGCUGCUGUUUGCCCUGUCUGUGUAUUUUCAAGGUGUUGGCAAAGUUGGUUCUUCAUCCAAGAAUCACAGCAAGAAGCAAAAACUGAAUAAAGAUGGUUUCAUGACUGGUGACUUCUCGGCCUUGUAGUCAGCUGAUGUUUUGCUUCAUGGUUGUUUCUUCAUGCAGGGCUGGCAGGUUUGCAGUGCGUCGUGAACACAACAGUAAGCUGACUUUCACAGUUCCUGCAGGUGCACAGACCAAUGAAGUUCAUGAUGGUGAGUCCUGCAAAUAAGAUGCCAUCUGCAGAUAACAUCAACAUAAACGCUUUACCUCUGGAGGAUUUGAUCCAAAGAGCUAACAUCAUCAUAAAAUACACAAUACAUUCUGUUUUGCACACUAUGUCAUUUAUUUAUUUAUUUUUGCAGAAAAUCUCAAGGCUGGGAAGAGAGUGUACCUUACAGCAAACACUGCGAGGGAACACAUCCACAAACUGUGGGAGAAAGAAGGUGGGUCCAUAAACUACGUGGAUAAUCUUGACAGAGAUCUCUUUCCGGGUGUCUGUGGGCGAGGAACAGGAUUUUUCUGGUCACUUCUUGUAGUCCAAGUUUGAUUUGGCGAAGAUGUAAAUUACUGAGAUUCACUCAAGAGAUUUUCAUCUUCUGGGCUGUUGAUCCAGUUUAAAGAUGCAAAACUCCAUGGCAGCAAAACAAAUAAAACAAAAUUCACUUUUUGCUGUUCAACCAGUUUUGAAAUAUAAUCUCAAAUUUCCCUCCUCUGUCCUCCAGGUUUCUUCUUGAAGUGUCUGUUUUCUGGGCUGCAGGAGGGUGAGAAAGGUUUCUGUCCAGAUCUCUUUUUCCUGGAGCUACUGGUGGUCCCACCAUCAAGGUACUCUGAGAACAAACGCUCACAUAAUACAGCGGUGUGUAAAGUGGAUCUGUAUAAGGUGUCAGUCUAAACCCAUCCAGAGUUUAUUCAGUGGACAUAUACAGUGGGUAUAAAACUCUCCGCACACGCAAAUAUCAGCUUUUUGUUUUGUAAAAAAAUGGAACCGAGAUUAAUAAUUUCAGAAGGUUUUCCACCUCUAAUUUGACCUGGAACCUGAACAAUUCAACUGACAAACAAGUUGAAAACUUUCCGGGAUGGUUGCAUUGUGGAUGCAUUACUGUGUACACCCUCUGAUACCUGGGUAUGUGGCUGUGCUCAGAACAAACCGAUCAGAUUUAAACUCAUGUUUAAGAGGAGUCAGACUCAGUACACACUCGCUUCUGAUCAAACUCAAAGUUCAGCUCCUCUAGUCAACUUCUCCUGACGUUUAUUAGUCUCAUCCACAGAGAACUGUAGAGCAACAUGUUCUAUGGUAUCAGUCUGGAGAGCAGUAGAUAAACCAGGGACCACAGUGAAGACAGUGGAGGAAAUAUAACCCAACAGUGACAGAACCAAGAACCUGACGUCCCUCUAAAACUGAUGAGAAGAAGAUUGGUCAGGGAGGCUGCCAUUAAAGGAGCUGUAGGGAUUUUUGGGAAGUACUACCUGUGAAGAACACAUGAUGACAGUCUCCCAGUCACACCAUUUGAAGUCUUCCAAAAUUAUGUGAGGAAAUGAACUGUGGUCUGAUAAAAAAGAGGUCAAACUUUUUGUCCAGAACUCCAAAAGGUUCAAAAUACUCACAGUGAAUCAUGUAAAGUGCAGCUUCAUGCUUUGAGGCUGUUUUUCUCCAGCUGGAUCUGGGGCCUUAGUCAGAGUAGAGUGAACUAGGAACAGUUCCAAAUACUGGUCAGCGUUGGCACAAAACUUUCAGACUUCUGCUGAAGAGGAACCUUUUCUCUUAGUCUGACAACGACCCAAAGCCAACAUGCAGAUCAACAAAAGAGUAGGUCCACUAGAAGAAGAUUACAUUUUUGGAGCGGCCCAGACCCGAAUCCAACUGAAAACCUGUGGAGUGAUCUGAAGAGGGCUGUGCUCAGGAGAAUCUCACAAUCUGACAGAUUUGGAGCAUUUUUUGCAAAGAAGAGAGGGGGAAGUCAAGAUGUGCCACACUAACAGACCCCAAAAAACUGAGUGCUGUAAUAAAUUCAAAGAUUGAAGUAUUAGUUUCAGAGUGUGCAUAUUUAUACAAAUAUAAUAUUUUAGUUUCUUAUUUUUACUCCUACCAAAAUUAUUUAUAUAUGUAUUUUUUUCAGUUGAAUUGUUCAGGUUUCAGGUCACAUUUAAGGUGGAAGAAGUUCUGAAACGAUUUCUCGUAGUCUCAUUUUUUACGGCACAAAAAGCUGAUAUUCAAAGAGGCUUGUGUGGACUUUUAUAUCUGUGAAAUAUGGACGUUAGUAGACGUUGUUUGUCCAUAAUGCUUGUCCUCUAUCUGUCAGGUAUCGACCUAUCAAUCGACUGGGUGACCAGAUGUUUACAAACGGCCAGACAGUCAACAUGCAGGCGGUAAUGAAGGACUGUGAGGUCAUAAGGAAACUCUUGGCUCUCAUAGCAGGGGAGAAAACUGCUCUGGAGGAAGAGGUAUGAAGCAGCAAGUUUCUGUAGCUGUCAUAUACUUACAGUGACAGAGCGUCCAAACAUGUCUCUUCCUGUAUGUGCAUGUAGAUUCUCAUUCAUUCAGGUCAUGGAUGUCUGUAGAAAAAUGUCUCUUCCUGUCUUUUUCAGGCUCCAGAACAGACAGACCAAACAUUUCUGGCAGGUGUCCAAGGACAGACGUUAACAGAUAAACUCUACAACAUCUGGAUUCAACUACAGGCCCACGUAAACAUUGUGUUUGACAGCGACUUGGACAAACUGAUGAAAGAGAAAUACCCUGGAAUCAGACAGGUAUCAUAUAUGCUCAUGUUGAAAUGUAUUAGUCCUUAAUGUUACUGUUUGCUCACUCCUAAGGAUGCUUCAGCUCUUUUAUUGUUUCCUCUGCUUCUUGACAGAUUUUGGAGAAGAAGGAAGGACUGUUUCGGAAACACAUGAUGGGGAAACGAGUGGACUACGCCGCAAGGUCUGUCAUCUGUCCAGACAUGUACAUUGGGACAAAUGAGAUCGGGAUACCAAUGGUAUGUCUACUUGGGCUUCCCAUACCGAAAUUUUGAUGCAGUAGUAGAUCCCCAGUUCAAUAAGAGUUGAGACACUGUGUACAAGAGUGAUGAAAACAGAAUUUGAUGGUUUGGAGAAAAGACUUAAAAUAACAUUUUGCAGAGAUUACAACCGCAUGGCUCUGUAGAAGAGCUGGUCUGCCUGCAGUCCUGACUUGUCCCCAUUGAAAACAUUUGGAGUAUCAUGACACCAAAAACAGGACAAAGGAGACCCUGAACUGUUGAGCAGCUGAAAUCCUCUAUCAGGCACAACUGGGACAAAGUUUCACUUUUAAACUCCAGAACCUGGUCUCUGUAGGUCCUGAAUGUUUUUUUUUUUUUUUCCGACUUUUUUCAUAGAACAUUUAUGACUGACAGUGUUUAGUACGGCACCAGUUAUAAGAAUACAAAAUGAACAUCAAUCAUCACAUCUGAAUGUUAAUUCCCUCCCUACCCCCACCCAGUGUCAGGCUGAUUACAAAAAAAAAACAAAAAAAACAAAUAAACAGUUCAAACAAAGAAUAACCAAAUACAUUAAGAGAGAAUCAGAAUAUGUACAUAUGUAUAAUAAAAAAAAAUACUAAUCAAGUAAAAAUACUAAAAAGUAAAGGAAUAAUUACUCGUGUCACUCUUCCAGCUCAGAGGACAAAACAAGGGACUGUAUAUAGUUCAGAAAAGGAUCCCAAGUAACAUGAAAUGAUUUGACAGAGCCCUUAAAUGUUAACCUGCGCCUCACGAACCCAGUGAGAAUGUACAGGGGGACUAAGGAGUUUCCAACUGAGGAGAAUCAGUGGACGGGUCAACAGGGUGGUAAAUGCCAAGGCCUGCUUCAAAUUUUUAGGAGCGCCUGCAAAGGGAGCAAUGCCAAAAAUUACAGGCAAACUAUUUGGGGCAAUAACAUAACCGUAUGCCCUAGUCAAUGUAUCGAAAGUGUAUGACCAGAACAACCCCAGUUUAGUACAAGACCAAGACAUAUGAGUAUAGUUUGCAGGAGAUGAGUUAGAUCUGCCACAGGAAUCGCUAAUAGAAGGAUUUAUUCUAGCAAGUCUUGUGUUUGUGGAGUGAAAUCUAAAAAGAACCUUACAUUGAGUCAAGCUCAGAUCCAUGAAAAAUGUACAAGAGAGAGUGCAGAUUCCCACUGCCACUCAGUUCAUUUCAUGUUAAGGCACUCCUCCCACAUGCUUUGGACCUCAGUAAGGGAAGUUAGGUCCCCAGUGUUUAAAGUGUUGAAACACAGGAGAUGCGACACAGUGGAGCUUUUGACGUAAAUAUAAAACAAGCACGUAUUUUUUUUCAGUGUGCUGUCUUUGCCCUAGUUCUAAUGAAAUGAAGGCUUCAAUAAUGAAAUUCUGACCAUUAAAUUCUGUUCAUACCAACAUUUUACACAGCUUCCCAAGUAUUGUGUAAUUGGGCCUCUAUAUUCACACCAGAGCAAGUGUGGUCCAGAGAAGAAACCAGCUCUUCUUCCUGUCUGUAUGUCUGUCUGUCUGCAGGUGUUUGCCACUAAGCUGACCUACCCUCAGCCCGUCACCCCCUGGAACGUGAAGGAGCUCCGUCAGGCCGUCAUUAACGGGCCCAAUGUCCACCCUGGUGCUUCCAUGGUGAUCGGUGAAGAUGGUAGGAAAACCAUUUUGUCUGCCAGCAACCUUGCACAGAGGGAGGCUGUUGCCAAGCAACUGCUGACACCCUGUCCUGGCCCGCACAAGAUGCCCAUGAAGAUUGUAAGUCAGAUGCUACUGUUGUUAUCACAGUUGCUUUAUUAGACCCCGUGAUCUCUCUGGUGUGGUCGGACAGAUCCUGGUCAUUGAAAACGACUUGUCUAAUCCUUUUGUUCAUCCAGGUGAACCGUCACAUAAAGAAUGGAGAUGUGAUGUUACUGAACAGGCAGCCCACCCUGCACAGACCCUCUAUACAAGCCCACUGUGCACGGAUCUUACCUGGAGAGAAGGUCAGGUCUAAUUGGUGUUUGCUUUAUUGAUCCAUUAUAAAAACAAGGUGGAAUAUGAAAGGAAUAAUCUUCAACAACAAACUUCUUGACAUGAUUUGGUGCUUCAGGUACUAAGACUCCACUAUGCCAACUGCAAGGCAUACAACGCUGACUUUGACGGAGAUGAAAUGAACGCACACUUCCCUCAGAGUGAGCUGGGCAGAGCAGAGGCCUACACGCUGGUCAGCACUGAUCAACAGUACCUCGUCCCCAAGGUGAGGAUGUUCACACGCUGUUUUGACAUGAACUACAGCGCUGUCUGCAGUCUAAAGGCUCAUUUAUGCUCGCCACAUGUAUGAAAAUGUACACGACUGUUUCAAACAAUGGUUUCCUACAUACUUCCGUGUGUCGUUUACGUUGGUAUGGAUGUUAACCAUUACAUCCACCAGGGGGCAGGCUGGAGUCAAGUCAAAAAAGACAAAAAGAAACAUGAAAACUGUGAAGGAGUUAAUGAUAAUGUACAUUUUGCAUAGGAGAGAGAAACGGAGGCAGUUUUGGAGGAGGCGGUCGUCAAUCAGGUUGGAGAAUUCUUUUCUCGAGCAGUACCGAAGAAAGAAAUUGAAGACAAUCCUCUGCCAAUGUCUUCUUCGUUUCUCUCUAUACAUGUGAAUUGGGUAGUGACAGCAGCAACACUGCCCCCAUGUUUUCCAGUGGUACUGCUCCGUCUGGCCCGUAUCCUUUAACUUCAAGGAUACGUGCAGAAAUACAGAUGAAAAGAACACUAAGCACGGACUGAGAGCGCCGUUUGUAUCUGGAUCUGUGUUCAACGUUGAGCAUAAAUGAGCCUUAAGGAGACUGUGGUGUUUCUUAGACUUGAAGUGUUUGCAUGUGUCUUUAAUAAAAGGGUGUCUGAUCUGCUGCUGAUCUACACAGAAGAAUGAAAAUACUGUCCAACUAUAACUGAAGCCCAGGGUUAAUCUGCCACAUGAUCAAAAUGUAGUCGUCAGUACAGACAUAGUAUAAACACUUGUACAAAUAUGCUUAUACCGCUGAGCUGCAGGCGGAGACUCUAAUGUAGGAGAACUUGUUGUUAACCCACCAGAUGGACUUUUUAUCCUCUGUCUUCAGGAUGGGAAACCUUUAGCAGGGCUGAUCCAAGACCACAUGGUUUCAGGCACCAGGAUGACGAUACGAGGCUGUUUCUUCACCCGGUUUCAGUACACAGAGCUGGUGUACAGAGGACUGACCGACAAACCGGGCAGAGUCAAACUCCUCCCACCGGCCAUCCUCAAACCACAGCCACUCUGGACUGGGAAGCAGGUAAAGGAAGCAGAGAUAUUUUAUGAGGCUGUGCUAAUCAUGAAAGUAUCAAUCAUUCAUGUUCAGUUUGACUUAGUUCCAUUUGAAGCUCAUAACUUUGGUGUUUUUUGUCUAGGUGGUAUCGACCCUGCUGUUGAAUGUGAUCCCAGAGAAUGCUGUGCCUCUCAACCUAGUGAGCAAAUCAAAAAUCCCCAGCAAAGCCUGGAUCCAAGUCCCAUCCCGAAGCGCCCCAGGAUAUAAACCUGACAGCAUGUGCGACUCACAGGUACAACACGUGCACUCACAAACACACAAAUACACACUCAGAGCUUGAUGUCUUGGUGGUGGUGAGUGAAAAUGGCUUCUCUUCCAUUUCUCUAUUUACCAACCCCUCUUCUUGUCCUUUGUCCUUUGUCUCCCAGGUGGUGAUCCGUCAUGGGGAGCUGUUGGUGGGGGUUCUGGACAAAGCUCACUAUGGCUCCUCAGCCUAUGGUCUGGUGCACUGCUGCUAUGAGCUUUAUGGAGGAGAGACCAGCGGGAAACUGCUCAGCUGCUUGGCACGACUCUUCACUGCAUACCUGCAGCUGUACCGAGGUUUUACUCUGGGUAAGAAACCCCCCACUACAGUACAACUUUAAACAUCUGCAUUCUUUGGAAUACUUGCCGGCUUUGAAUGCUGUGUCUCAAACUUGUCUUGGUUGUGUCCAGGGGUGGAGGACAUUCUGGUGAAACAGGGAGCCAACAAGCAAAGGAAAAAAAUCAUCAAGCACUCACUGAAGAUCGGCACAAAAGUGAGUUAGAAGAACAGCAGGUUUCUCCUGAGUGUUAUUCUAACGAAGUUCAAUUACAGAUCAAUUCACUUCUUAUACACUGUCAUACAAAGCACACUUUCCUGUUCCAUAUUCUGGGCUUCACUCAGAAAAUGUACUCUAGUCCAGCAUCAGACCUCAUCAGAUUCAUGGACGACAUCAGUGUGAGUGAGAGGAGAGAGUUUGUCACAAACUCAAGACCUGAUAAAGAGUUUCCUCUGUAUUUACGUGGCUUUGCUGUGUGCCUUCAGCCCUUGAUGUAAAAUGUUUUGAUGUCAUAAACAUUUAGAUAAGUCCACACACUGAGUGCAGCUUUUAAGUUACAUUAGCAAGACAAAACGUCUCUUUAAAAUCACAAGGCGUCAUUGGCGGCUAAGUUUGUUGUCUGAAUAACAACUCGAGAGGUGUGUACCCUCCAAACCGGUGGUUGGCUGUAUUUGAGACGUGCACCUGCAGCAGUUUCCAAGCAGUAGACUGUAUCUGGUGCCCCGCCCACAAAAACAAAAAUAGAGACAAAUAGUUUGUCGCUGAUCCACAGAAAAUUGAUGUUCAGUUCUGCAGCCUUGUCAAAUUCAGUGCUUCCUCUUCCAUGGAUGCCACUGGCCCAAAUGGCUGCUACAGUGAGGAUGUAGUUCAUGGGCCUCUGUGGUGCUCCAACAUGACCACAGGGGAUAAAUAUGUACUACAUACAAACAUAUACAGGACGUGUGUAUUAAAUUAAAGGUGAAAAGAGUGCUUUUGCUCUGGAGGUGUCAUAAAAAGGUCUUGGUAAGACUUUUCGAAACAUUUGUAAUCUGUUUAUUGAUUUAUAGGCAUAUUUGUGUGUUGCUUUAGCUUUUCAUCCAAGUGUUCCCAGAGAGACUGAAGACAGGGGAGUUUCUGUAACCAUAUGAGACACAGCAACCAUCUUUACGUGUGCAAAAUCUCUUAAUCCGAUAAAAACUUAGAGGGAUUGGAAAAUCUGAAUCCACUGUUUAUAUGUAAACAGUGAAACAGUGGAAACAAUUUAUAUUUAUAAAAUUAAGUCAUCCAUUAAUCUGUUAUUAGGGAUGGGUGAUAUGGGCUAAAAAAUUUAUCAUGAUAAGAUUUGCUAUUCUGACGAUAACGAUAAAAGUCUGGAUGAAAAAUAUUAUAAUACCCAUCUAUAUUUUUGACUCAUUUAGUCUUGAGAACACCAGUUGGAGUAGUCAAAUAAGCUACUUAACCUCAAGUUUAGGUGGUAGGUUAUGGAGAAAACUAAUGACAUAAGAAAAUAUUUUCAACAUUUUUUCAAAACUCUUAUUGCACAAAGUGAACAGCAGCAGCAGAUCCACUGUCCACUGUCAGGCAUACCUGAUUUUACUCAUCUAAACCCCAGUCUUAAAGGAAAUCCCUCAUGUGGAGCCUCGUUCAGUAACAAGCUGCUCAGAAACGUCUUCUUCAUGACCUUCAGCCGUGUUUGUUUGUUAUUCUGCUCUGUGUGAGCUACGGCUGCAAGUCCAUCACUUGCACUUAUGUCAUCAACUUGCAUUUAGAGAGUCACGAUCAGAAUAAGUGUUUACAUGGACGCAGUUCGGAAUAACGAUCGUCAAAAACCACCUCUUUGGAUUGGAAUACAGUUUCUUUCCAAUAGAGCCCAAUUGGAUCAGAAUUUUCUGACCGACAUGUUUAAAUGACGCAUUUUUAUUCCACUCAGGCCUUUAUUCUGAUUAUUUGAGCCCAUGUAAACACAGCUAUCGUCUCUAUUGAAACUGCUUUUGGGUGGGGCGAGAACCGAACAUUUUUUAUUUAGGCGUCAUGACUUUGGAUACACAAUAGCUGGCAGUUUUACCAAGAAACCAAAAAAUGCAAAAACACUUCCAGAAAAGACUUUAUUAAACAGGACUGCUGAGAACAUGUGCAGGUCAUAUCGAAGAGUAGGGACACACACACACACAUACAUGUAGAGGCACAACAGCUUUCUUUAGGGUGAAAACCUCAGCACACCAUCCGCCAUGAAGAUACACCAGUUAAUAAAAAGCACCUGAGCGAGGAGGAAGGACUGAGCUCACGGCUGUGAGAGAAAUGCAUAUUCACCAAACGAGUCUCCAACACAAGGAACCAAAGAAAGAAAGACACUAAUCAGAGAAAAAAGGAUAGACCAGAAUACACCACUACCUGCAACAUGUAAAACCAAAUAACAUCACAGUCAGUCCCCAAAACAACAGUAGUAAAACAGGAGUUAGAGUAAAGAAAAGACAGAGAGUUUAAUAUUAAUGUCGGCCCUUCUUUAUGAAUACAUCUUGAGGAUAAAGGUUCAAAGUGCUUAGAUCUGAAAUAAGAUACAAAAUGUCUUCCUUCCUGUCUCUCAGGCUCUUCAGGCAGCUUUCAAUCUGCCCCCCAAUGUGGAUCAAGAUGAAGCGAGGGGCCGCUGGCAGGAUGCUCACCUCAAUCCAGACCAGAGAGACUUCAGCAUGGCCGAUCACAAGUUUAAAGAAGUGGCCAACCAAGUGAACAAUGACAUUAACAAGGUGAAGCACCACUGCAGCCGGGAGUGCUGACGUACACAGUUCAGUGACUGAUGAGGAACUAUAUGUCUGAUGACACUAAUGCGAACACAUUCGUUCAGGGCUCAAACACGCACACCUAGCUUCAUCACUCUUUGCAGCUUCAAAAACAAACAAUGAUGAUGAUGAUGAAGAAAGAUUGUGGUGUUUCUGCAGGUGUGCAUGCCCAUCGGACUCCACACCUCUUUCCCAGACAACAACCUGCAGCUGAUGGUCCAAUCAGGAGCGAAGGGCUCUACUGUUAACACCAUGCAGGUACCGCACGCACGCACACACACACACACACACACACAAAACAGUGUUUAGAAAAUAGAGGGUUUCUUGUGAAAUCCUUUCAUUAAAGUUCAUUUAAGUUUGAGUGCUGCAGUUUUUAACAAGUUACACACACGACCUCCUGCUGUUAGGACUCUAGAAAGGCUAACUACAAUUCGCUGUUCAGACAUUUGAUCUGACAUGCAAGUCACCAUAAUGUUAAUCCCGCAGCUCGUUCCACAGACUGAACCUGUACUACCUGUACUGAGCAUACAUGUGGUAUAAUCACUGGUCAUGAUAUGAGUCUAGUUUGCCAGUGUAAGGCGGAGGCAGGAAUUAUUUUGGGUUUAAAACCUUUGUGAAAAUCAACGCACUUCACUGGAUGCAAACUACCAGGCAGGACACAUUGUCCACUGCAUAAAAACGUGUUUCGUGACUAUGUCAAGACAUUUCUGAAAUGUAAUCAAGAGGCUCCCGGUUACCCCUCUCACGUCAAAACAGGGGCUGACUUGUUGGGGAAGUGCCACACUUUGUCAAUAAGCACCACCUGGUACCAUUUUUUUAACAACCUUUUGGAGCUCGAGCGAGACCCAUACACCUGAAAGCUGCCUCUCAUUCAGUGGCUUGGUCUAACUCUUCAGCAAAAGUAUGGCAUAGUGGGAACAUGAGUUUUUUAUGACACCUGUAGGGGAGGACCGGGUGAAGAAGACGUCUGGGUGGGAGCACAGUGCAUUUCAACAAAUACUUAUCCAAGGAUUUAAAAUCCCUUAGGAUAAUCUGUGGAUGACUGACUGGAUAUGGUUUCUUGGACUUCAUUAAUGGAUACAGGCUUGUGAAGUCAAAAUAAAGAAUGACUUCACGAGAGCCGGUCAUGUGGUACAACUUCAUGGCAUUGGUGCGUCCGCCAAAGAUAGUCUGUCACGGAUCAAGACAUUCAGGGGCUUCGUACGUGGCUAAAAAUGAUUGGACAGCUGGGUCCGUAUUGGUCAGCUCUGCCCAUUCUCACUCCCACAUCACAACAACGCAUAGACCAAAACUGUUCUCCAGAGCAGCGACCUUGUUCAUAAAUGAACAAUACAGCUCACUGUGGCCUAGAGCAACAGGAUUGAUAUCUGACUGGACAUGACACCUGACACAACAGUGAAAAAAAUAACCUGCAAAUUCAUGACACGUCUUGGUGACUGCAUUGUACCCGUCUACAAAGUACUUUCCCACUUUGUGUUCACCGAGAUUGCAUGCGUGCUGGAUCACGAUGUUUUCUGUGUGGGCCAAGUAUCCCAGCCACCGCAUGGAGACCUCAGAGUACAUUCUGUUCUGACUCAUGUACACCCCCUCGUACGUAAGCGCCAGAGUGUCUUGGGCUAGAAACAGCAUUUUAAACACCCCCAUACAGCUAGACGUGAGAGUGGUAAAGGAGAAGGGAUCGAGUUGUUGACAACCCAGAAAUGGGGCUGUGAGAAAGAGGAAGCUAGUAGGUGACAAACACAGUCACUGCGUCCUGUGCUCUGAGACACAUCGUCUACUCUAAGUUGACAUCUAGCUGCUAAAUGGGAUCAAAAGCUUGUUUACCAACAUAUAAUGGAUAUUAUGUCGCCUCAUGCCAAAUUACCGGAUUUAACAUCACAGGAUGUGGCGUCAGUGACAUUUCACCCAAAUGUGACAUCCAUUCCCACCAUCACACCUGGAUGUGACGUCUGCCCCCACCCCCCAAAAAAUAAAUAAAUAAAUAAAGUAGGGGCUAUAUACUACUGACACAGCUCAAGGAAGAACAUUUAUGAUCAUGUGUACACUGUGUAUUGCUAUCCUGCUGAGUCGGCAACAUUCAUCUCUCGACCGGGUGUCUAACUCUGUGUUAUGGUGUGUUUGACCCUAAAUAAAUUUUACGCUCUAACAUCCCUUUAAAACUUUAACAGCCACUAACCUAGUAACAACCACAGUAUAUCGGAGCAGAGUGCACAGUGUAUUAGUGUUAAAAAAAUCUGCAGCCUUGUCAAAUUCAGUGCUUCCUCUUCCAUGGAUGCCACUGGCCCAAAUGGCUGCUACAGUGAAGCUGUAGUUCAUGUGCCUCUGUGGUGCUCCAACAUGACCACAGAGGAUAAAUAUGUACUACAUACAAACAUAUACGUGUGUGUGUGUGUGUGUGUGUGUGUGUGUGUGUGUGUGUGUGUGUGUGUGUGUGUGUGUGUGUGUGUGUGUGUGUGUGUGUGUGUGUGUGUGUGUGUGUGUACUCAUCAAUUAGCUGAGGCCCGUUUCAGGAAGGAGGUUCAACAAAGUCUGAGUGAAAUACUACACUCGGAGUUGAUUUACCUGUAGAUGGUGUUUUUGGUUCUUGAAACAGCUGAUUUUUUUUUAUCAACACUUGGUAGGGUCAUCAAAAGUUCUGCAUUUGCUCCAUGACCGUUUUAAUGUAGCUCCAAGUUACCAUGACAACAGCUGGAAAAAUGUCAUGCCAUGUCUGACAUGUGUUUUCUAUUGGUUAGUAUGUUACUAUACAGACUUAUUGAAUGGAAGAAGGACUGACUCUGAGUUUCUGUCUCUGACAGGAGGUACAAACAGAAAAAAUCUGUUUUUAAUUGAAGUGGACCUUCACCUGACUAGGUUAGGUUUAUAGACCGAGAUAAAAUAGUAACUGAUAAAGAAGUCAAGUUACCUGUCUUUCUGGAACAGGCUUGAGUUAACCUCUCUGUGCUGUGUGUGAGGCCCUGUCCUCUUUGAAACAAAAAGCUCAAAGUUUGCCUUAUUUCAGGGUUUCAACUUAACCAACUCUCUGAGUUAUUUCAGUUGUCACAGGAACUUUUUUCAAGCUGUUGCACCUCCGCUUUAUCAUCUCUUAGUCCUUGAGGGUUUAAAAUUCAGUAAGAUUUUACUCUUCUAAUCUAUACGGGGUCAUCUUUAAAUAGAUGCUCAAGAUUCAAACAAAAAUAAUCCUUUAACUUUGACAAAGCUGCACAAACGAUAACAUGCUCAUACCCAAACCUGUCUCUGUAUUUGUGUGUUUCAGAUUUCAUGUUUACUUGGGCAGAUUGAGUUGGAGGGUCGUAGACCUCCUCUAAUGCCUUCUGGGAAAUCUUUGCCAUGCUUCCAACCAUAUGACCCUUCCCCUGGUGCAGGGGGCUUUGUUUCAGGAAGGUUCCUCACAGGCAUCAAACCACAGGUACUCAAAGAAAGCUCACUCUCUGUUUGUGUGUGUUAAAAUAGAUAGUUGUAUAGAAAUUCCACUUCCAACCCUGACUGUGUCUAAUCCAUGUUUAGGAGUUUUUCUUCCACUGUAUGGCCGGCAGAGAGGGACUGGUGGACACAGCUGUGAAAACCUCCAGAUCAGGAUACUUGCAGAGGUAAACCUCAGAGCUCAGUCACUCAGAAAAAGCUGCUGUCCUGUUUGGAUGGUCGUAUACACUGGGGGAUUGAAUUAUUUGAUCUCCUGCAGAUCUUGUUAGUUUUCUCGAUUAAAAAGAAAUAAGCAGCCUUUACUUUAUAUGCUACUUUUGUUUUAUCAAAUCAAAUCAGACUCUAUUAAAAUGCACUUUUCAUGCAAAAAGAAAUGCAGCACAAAAUGCUUUACAUGUUGAAAACAUGGAUAAAAGCCUUAUAAUCACAAUUUAAAGACCACUGAGAACAAUUUUAAUGAUUAAAAAAAAAACAAUUGGGUGGGACUGAGCUGUCCUAAUCCCUGCUCAUUAUAGGUACAAACAACACCUAACAACAAAACCACUCCUUUACCACCAUGGGCAAGACAAAAGAACUUUCAAAGGAGGCCAGGGACAAGAUUGUAGACCAACAUAAGGCAGGGGUGGGCUACAAGACCGUCAGUAAGAAGUUUGGCAAGAAGGAAACACCUGGUGGUGUAAUUAGGAAGUUGAUGAUUGAAAAAAUUCAUCCAGAGAGCUUUUUAUUUUUCACUUAAAGUAGUGACUUUUUUGUUGACCAAGAAUAAAGUGCGACUUCAGCCCUCAGACUCCUUCCUCCCUCUGACCCUCUCACUCUCUUCUCUGCAGAUGUGUCAUCAAGCAUCUGGAGGGUUUGGUCGUUCAGUAUGAUCUGACAGUCAGAGACAGCGAUGGAUCUGUGGUCCAGUUCCUGUACGGUGAAGAUGGGCUGGAUAUCCCCAAGACCCAAUUCCUGCAGCCGAGACAGUUUCCCUUCAUAGAGAACAACUACGAGGUUAGACUUAGCAGAAACACUAUCACAGGGUUGUUGUGUGUACAGAUAGGUCACUUUGGUGAAAAUUUGACAACUAAGAAAAUGUUGAAUUUCAAAAAAUUCCAGGCUGAGAACAACAUUUAAAGGCCACCAACUAUGUUGUUCAAAGGAGCACGAGGGGGAGCAAAAUGUGCUUCAUAUCUGGGCACCUUUACCCCAAACUGUUUCCAAUUACUUCACCGUGAGUUAAACAGAAGCUCAAAAUUCAGCUUUGUGCUUCAUUGAUUAGAUUAACGAGACCUGAGCAUCAUAGAAGGAGCUAAACAGCCACUAAACUUGAUCUGCUAAAAGGUUCAAAAUGAUUCAGUCGUGCCCCCGGAGUUUGGAUGAACUUUACAAGCGCUGACUCUUUGUAAAAGGUGCACAGCAAGUGCACAGCAGGUGCACAGCAUGUGUUACAAUUUACUCGAACCUUCUGUUUGCACCACUCCCAAGGGUAUACACACAACCAAAUCAGAUGACUUUGUUAUUUCCGUCACACAGACGUUAGGUUUACAAUAAAUGCUGACCGCAGUAUCAACCACGGCUGCUGAAAACAUGCAGUGUUGUGUUAGACAUCCUGUUGUUUUUUAAGCUCCUGUUUGAAAGUCUAUGUAAGGGACUGUACAGCCUCUGUGGAAGAAGCGUUUGUCUCACUGCUCUCUUAAUAUUAUCUCCCCGUUGUUCUAAAAGGUAAAAAAAAAACAAGCAUCUCUUGAAAGUCCCACUCCAACCUUUUUUUUUUUUUUUUUUUACCACUGAAAGUGUUCUCAGUGGUCUUUCAAAUUGUGAUUAUGAAGUUUUUAGCCAAAAUCAUGUUACCUUUGUCGUUUUCAAGGGCUUUUCUCCUGCAGAGCUCCAGUAGCUCAUUAGUAAUUCACCUCUGAGUCGUGGGCGGAGACAGCACUGCUCUGCACCCUCCUCUUUACGCUAGCUUGUAGCCUAACAUUAUCAGUAUAGUAGAAGUAACAGGUAACAUAGGAGCUGUUCUGCUCUCUGACACUAAUGUCUUUGGGGACAUGAUGAGGUUAAUAUCAUAAUUUUCUCUUUUAUGAGCACUUCAGUUCGCAUACACACACGCUUGUUUGGCGAUUAUCCUCUCUACUUUUCUGAGCCUGGCCUGCAUAGCGGGGCUGAGGGGGCGGACAUUGGAUUUGAUACGUAGGAAAUCUCACUGUUUCCGAACCUGCCAUUUGGGUCUGCCAGAAAUUCACAGCGAUUUGGAUGCAGAAAUACUCAGAAAUGCAAUUUCGCACUUACUUUUCUCAUGAUGUGUCCUGUAGCAUCAGAAAAAUGCCAUAUGAACAUGUAGACAACAAGAAAACAUGAUUUUCACUGGAGCGGGUCUUUAAAAAAACUGUAAAAAAAAAGAGGUCUUUAUUAAACUGGCUAUUUCAUAACAGUGCAAACAACAUCCAUUCAGAUAGUUUGAUGGUUGACAACUCAAAUGUUGCAGGUGGUCGUGUAUUCUGGUGUCUCCUUUCUCAGUGCCCGUUUUUCUGAUUAGUGUCUUUCUCUCUUUCUUUGGUUUCUUGUGUUGGAGACUCAUUUGGUGAGCUCGGUCCCUCCAACCUCAGGUUCUCUUUAAGUCGUGUAUCUACGUGGCUGAUGGUGUGCUGAGGUUAACACCCUGAAGACAGCUGCUGUGCCUCUAUGUGUAUGUGUGUGUGUGUCCCCACUCUUCUACAUGACCUGCAUACGCUCUCAGCUGUUUUAUCAUCAAAUAUCCUUUCUUUUUCUUCAGAGCACUUCUGAACUUCUGACAUAACAGAUUCUUGUAUCCUUAAUGAUGUUCUUUUCACAUUCAAUAAUAUAACGUAGAAGAGGAUACUAACACACAUAAAAAUCUCUGCAGAAAGUUGAAUUUGAACGCAGCAAAAGUUGAUUCUUUUUGGCAGGUAAAGACAGUAAAAGGAUCUGAAUCAAGCUGUGAGUGGUCUCCUGUAAGGGUUGAAAACCCAGUCACACUUUCAGGAGUCCAUAGGUCAAGAAACACACCCUUGGUCAAUUCCCUAACAAUCUGCAGAAAGCAGUUGAGUCGUGGCACUGAGACACUCCCAGCACACCGGAGUCGUUCUGUCAGCACCUCUGAGUUGUAAUUUUGAGAAGUUCACCAGCCACACAGCUCUGGGGUUUACCACUGUCUCACAGAGCGCACUGUAAAUCCUUUCUCACCAUCUUUAGUCAACUUCUGCUGGCAGCCACCUAGUUUCUCUGUACACACACAAAUCUUUACCAACAUAUGCUCGUAGUUCAUGUCCUGGACUUGUCUGUGUGUAGUGGUUCAUGAUGCUCCUCAGUCUCACUCUACUCCUUGUGAAGCGCCUGUAAGUUCUUGAAUCGACCUUGUUUGAUGAUACUCUCCAGGCUGCUCUCAUCCCUGUGUCUUGCUCUGCUUUUCCUCCCUCACUUUACAUUCAGUCCAUGAAUCUACUUCUUACAGACUCUGGGACUAACCAGACUUUUCAACAGGGACCCUCUGGGGCUGACCCUCCUGGACUACUGUCAGUCAGCAGUCUGCACCAUGAUUGUAGUUGUGUGGACUGAGCAAGACUUAGAGACUUUGCAAAGUUAAUCAGCUGAUAAGAGAUCUUUUCAGGACUGACAGACCUAACAUAAAAAAUGACCUUUGCACAAUUUUCUGAUGUUUGAAGGAAGUGGAUGUUUGAUUUUUGUGGGCUGUAAACAUCAAGAUUCAAACAAAAAGUUUCGCAAUAUUUCACUUUGUGUGUGAUAAAUCUAAAAUUUGUGUAAGUUUCACUUUUUAAAUUCAAUUUUGGGGAAAAAAGAACUUUUUGGGACAUUUUUAGCUGCACCUGUAUUUAUUUUAAACUUUUUUUAAGUCACAGUUGAAAAUGAAGUUCCUCUACUCUUCACCCUGUUGCAUAUGUCGUUAAAUAUAAAGACUGCAAAGACACUACACUUAGGCACCAUAACUCACUUAUAAGUUAAAGAGCAGAGCAUUGAAAACUUGGCCUUUUCAUGCUGUCACUUGUCUUGUUCCUUCUUCUUAAAAAAGACUGCAUAGAAACACAGUUUCCUGGUUGAUGGUCUGGUCUGUGUAUGUAGGUCAUAAAGAAGCAUCAGUUCUCAUUUCUUUCUACUAGGAGGAGGUUUUAGCAUGUAACAAAUUAAGAUAAAGACACUCCUUUAUUUCCCAUUGUGGAACUAAUAAAGGAGAAUGGUAUCUUAUCAUAUUUUGCCACAUGCUAAAACCUCUUCAUAGCUGCUCCAAACUGCAGCUGAGCUGAUGACAGAUAAAUAACUCCAUGGAAGAAUGCAUAAACAGUACACAAUAUGUAAAGACAGAGAGACAUUGUUAUGGGGAAGGUUUUAGCUCCUUUUACUGACUGCAUCUCAUCCAGCUGUUAAUUACUGACUGUUUGAAAGUGGAGGUUUCAUCAAAUAAAGCUUAUCUUUCAGCUGUUGUCAAUGAACAAAAGUAUUUCAGUCUUCCAUAAUAAAAAUCCCUCUCUUGUCUGCGCAUGAAACGUGGAGCAGACACCAGAGGGCUGCAGCAGCAGCAGCAGCAUGUGAUCUGCUCUCACAGUAACUCUAUUGUUUGAUUCGGUUUUAGGCAAUGAACUCUUUCUUUCAUUUUGAGACAACAGUGAUCACACAACUGCUCAGAACAGGAGGGAGGCCGAAAUGUUAAACCGUGUUUAGUGUUUCUAUAACAAACUUUACUUUCUUCUCCCUCGACCAACAUAUUCGUCUUCCAUCUCCUGUAAAAGUGCCUGACAUCAAUGAACUUAGCAAGCUGUGGAGUUGGUAGUGGUGCUCCUGUUACUGGUUUACUUUUUUAGUGAAAGUUCAGUUCUGUAUUUUCAUCAGAACCAGCGCAAGGGCACUCUUUGAGCUGAAAACAAUGUUCAUGUCUCCAGUGUUUGAAUAUUUUUGAAACACCAAUGAGCUUGUUUUUCCCGAAUAGUCAAAAACACUCAGCCUUUUCUACUUCUUUCUUAGGUUAUCAAGAAGUCACAGGACCUGGACAGUGUUCUGGCACGUCUGGAUCCUCAGUCUGCCGUUCAACACUUUGAAGCCAUCAAGCGCUGGAAAGCUAAGAGGGAGACAGCAGAUCCAUGGAGAGGUAGACAACCAACUUUGACUCUUGGUCUUAGGAACUGUAAAUGUGUUCAAAAUUUUUUUUAAAAAAAAGCUCUGAUUUGUUCUUUGAAAGUGUGUCAUGCAUCCUUCCUUUUUAUAUUUUUGUUGGUUUCAGGAGCUUUCCUGCUGUUCUCCCAGAAAAAGUUGGCUAAACUGAAAGAGAUUGAGCCGAGCGCUGAGCCACAUGUUGACGGCAGGGACGCAACUACACUGCAGGUAAUUUUCCUGCAGGAAACAACUUAUUCUUUACAAUAUAUGUCAGUUUAAGUUAGAAAAUCCAGCCUGAGGUGAUCUAGAAACAUGACUAACCAAACUGUCCUUUACACUGACGACCUGCAGCUCAUAGAGCAGUGGCGUUCUUUGGAUGAAUCCAGCAGAUCCAAAUACAGCCGGAGGUCCUCCCGUUGCCCUGAGCCCUCUCUGGGGUUGCUCAGGCCAGAUGUCUGCUUCGGAUCAGUAUCUGAGAACUUCCAUGACAUCACAGAAAAAUACCUGCAGAACAGAACAAGUCAAGACAGCCUGGAUUCCCAAAGGUACUGAAUGUCUGGGAUUUCACAGUCUUAAACCUAGUUUCCAGCUAAAAUCAGUCAUAACAGUCAUACCACAGCAUGUAGAAAUCUAAAAGAAGUAAGAAAAGUAGAGUUGUAAAGUCAAAGUAUCCACCUUUUUAAAGUGCAUUUGGAUGAAAUGACAAAAACACUCCAGUUUAUUUUGGGCCUCAGAGAGCUUUUUUAAGCAUCUAGGUUAUGUCCUGCUGUCGGAAUUAAAGGAGAAUUUCCACCAAAAUUACAAAAACACUUUCUAAAAGAGGUGGCAGCCUGAGCUUGGAUCUGAGCGAGCACGUUUACAAACAGCAAGGCUGAAGGAGUGUGAUGUGUGAUAUCUCUCUCUCUCUAUCUGUCUGUUUAGCCUCCGUCAGCUGUUGCACUACAAGUGGCAGCGGUCACUGUGUGAUCCAGGUGAAGCAGUGGGUCUGCUGGCUGCUCAGUCCAUUGGUGAGCCCUCCACCCAGAUGACCCUCAACACCUUCCACUUUGCUGGCAGAGGAGAGAUGAACGUCACCUUGGGGAUACCUCGGUAGUGUUACCUUACACAUAACUCAUCCUUUACCUGUACAUAUGAUUCUAUUACCGGUGCUGGGACAGCCUGUUUUUUUUCAAGUGGGCUUUAUUUAGACUAUUUAGACAAACCUGUCUUUAAAUAGUCUAAGAAUAAUGGCUGACUUUGAUGGUUUGGUGCAUUGCAAAUAUGAAAUUAAAAAAAAUUAAAGAAGUUUGCCUUGCAAUUGCUCUCAUUUAUCCACCUGCUGAAUCUUCAUGUUUUCUCCAUCCUCACGUCAUCAUGCCUCUUUGUGUCGCAGACUGAGAGAGAUCCUGCUGGUGGCCAGCUCCAGUAUUAAAACUCCCAUGAUGACGGUUCCAGUCCUGAACAACAGAAAAGCUUUAAAGAGAGCCAAGACACUUCGAAAGCAGCUCACCAGAGUCUGUCUGGCUGAGGUCUCUGUCUUUGCUUACUUUCAUCAUCUGACAUUUCCUUUGGCGAGACUUUGGUUUUCAUUUUCAUCCAUUUGUAGCUCACAUAGCUGUUGGAAGUUGUACUUGUCUGAAUUUUCCAGUUUCAGUUGCCUUUUCUCCCCUCACUAUUGUUUUCACUCUGUUCACAUGUGCAGGUACUGCAGAGGGUGGAUGUGGUGGAGACAUUGCAGAUUGAGAAUCACUCCAAGUUGCGGAAGUUUAAAGUUACCUUCCACUUCUUGCCUCCUGAGCGUUACAGUGAUGAAAAGCUGCUGUCACCUCAGCAGAUCCUCCACUACAUGGAAACCAGGUUUGUUUGUUUGUUUGUUUGUGUGUGUGUGUGUGCGUGCGUGCGUGCGUGCGUGCGUGCGUGCGUGCGUGCGUGCGUGUGUGUGUGGUGCAGGAUUUGUGUAAAGAGUGCAUGUCGCUGAGCCCCUUGACUGUAAACACAUGUUAGAUUCUUAUUCUUUAAAAGGAUAUUCUGGCGUAAAAUUAAGUUAGGGUUAAACACACCGUAACACAGAGUUAGACACCCCCCCGAGAGAUGAAUGUUGCUGACCGCUUGCUUCUCUAGUUGUACCAACUUUAGUAACGACCGCACAAUAGCAAUCCACAGUGGUCUAUGUCUCCACAUUCACACCUCAACCAAAAAGUCACUCUAUUGCCACAAAUAAUGCUCAGAAAAGCACCUAACUUCAUCAACAGGAUAUAUAGGGUCCCAGCCAUAGUACUAGCCAUCAAACAUUUUUUUUUAGCUUUGCCUGAUUUCUUUAGCAAAGAGACUAAACACAACUUACCCACUCUCCUCCAGUAGCCACUUGUUUGUACGGAGACCUCAGAAAAAUCGAUCACCGAGUGCAGCGGAGUUUCACAGUUCAAGGAAGAACAUGGCCUACAUUAAACCUCUUAUCUUCAUCUUCAUCUUUCGUGGUGGCUUGUUCUUGCAGGUUUUUCCGUCUUCUCCUUGAAGCCAUUAAGAAGCGUAAUGCUAAGUUGGCUUCCAUUGCCGUGGAAACAAGGAAGGCCACCCUCAGCGAUAAGGACGAGACCGGUGAUACAGCAGCUGGCGCAGCAGAGGUGUGUCUUGGAAUGGCUUCAGUUCACUCCAGUAUUUACAAAAUUCUUUGGGAGUAGAGUUGUGGCCCUCCGUAAUGAUACUUAUUCUUCUUUCUUUUAAUAUUUCUUUAUCCCUUAUUAGAUGGAUGAUGGGGAUGGAGCCGAGGAGAAAGACUUCAUAGAUGACCAAGGGAAUGAAGGAGACGCCGAUGCUUCAGAUGCCAAGCGCAGAGACAAACAGGAAGAAGAGGUAUAUAGACCAGUGAAAUACUAAAAGGUUUUCAUUCUUUUCAAAGAAAUAUUUCAGCUCCAGUCUUAACUUGAUCACAUGGAGGAGUAUGGAGGUAUUCAAAAUAACUUUACUCAAAUAGAUAAAAUGAAGUUACUUGCACAGCUCUUCAUUGGAGUCUGCUGAAUUCUUUCUUAGAACAAAGCCGUCAGAAGGUAAUCUGUAUUUGAUUAUUAAAUAACAUCUUGUUUCUGCCAAUAUUUGCUCUUCAGUGCCUCGACCUGUUUCACUCUCUCACUGCUCAGAUGGUGUCUGUAUGUAAACUGUAGACCAGCUUAUAUUGUAAAGACGAUUGUUUCCUGAUCAGACAAACCUCUGAAAAUGUUCAAACCAACCAAAGCUGAGAUGGAAACAUGAACAUGGACUGAGUCAGAAUUCAUAUAGAAACAUAAUUUGACUGUUCAGAUAAUGUUGGGUUAAGCAGAAUAUAAUCCAGAAUCUUCCUGCCCUUUUUUGUGAGUGUCUGUGCAAACACAUUUACAUGUAAAUGAAACCAUCAGACCCUGUCUUCUAAAGUCCCUGGGCCAUUAAAAAGUACUACCUGAGCUGGGGCUCUUUAAGGGGGUAGAUCUUUGACCCCCAGAGCUAAAUUUAGACCUUAGUUCCUGCGGUUGAGACAUACACAGUUCCUCAAAUAGUCCCUGGUUCCUGGGGAAAAGUCCUUUGUUAAAGACCAUUUUUGGUCACUUCACAGAGCUCCAUGAUCAAGUGAACUAACCCAGUCAGAAGUGAAACACCUUUAUUUCUGUAAAAACUCAUAGUCGAUUUGAAGGUACCUUGUGAACUGAUAAUUUGCUUUUAAGAACAGGCCCCUGAAAAUGUGAGGUUUCGCAGAUCCAGUUGUAAAGUUGUAUUAACAGGGCAGUUUUAUCUGUCCGUAUGAAUAAUGGUGGUCUCUGCUCUUCUUCGCAGGUGGACUAUGAGAGUGAGGAGGGGGAGGAGGAGGAGCUGGAGGAGGAGCAGGAGGAUGGAGAUGUUAAAGGGGAGGAUAAAGAGCACCAAGAGGAGACUGAGCACAAGGACGAUAAAGAGAGCACCCUGGAGGAGUCAGUGCCACAGUCCACAGUACUGAGAUCUGAGAAGAAGAAGAAGCGAUCGAAGGGAGCAGGUGGAGAAGAGCGAGAGGACAGUGUGAACCAGAUGAGGGUGAACUCUGUUCUGCAAACCAACACAGCUAUAGAGGGAUACCUCUAUGACGUCCAGCAUGAACUCUGGUGUGAGGUGAGUUUUUAGGUCCUAUUUAUUAGGGUACAAAGUUUUACUAGUUUUCACAUUUUCACACAGUUUAGUCUACAAGUAACAUGGAGACAACCAGUUUUUAACAAGUAAUCCAGUGAACCAAAACAAAUACAAAUAAAUAGCAUUACCAUUAGGGACUCACGUCUCCAUCAAUCAUUCUUUCAUUUCUUAUCAGGUCCUUUUCAUUGUCUUUUCCAAAUCUAUGCAUCUGACAGUUUCAGACUGUGUACCAGUUUUUCAUGAUGUCGAAACCUCCAAAGUCCAAUUAGGUUUGGAUGCUUCUGUAAAACAUGAAUAAAAACAAAAUACAAUGAUUUUAAAAUCCUUUUCCAACUAAAUUCAACUGAAUAUUUUAUGUUCAAACUGAUAAACUUGAAAGUUUUUCUGCACGUGUUCACUCAUUUUGAAUUGGAUUAUAAAUGUAUCAUUUUGAAUCUCCAUCCUUCUCUAAAGUUUACUACAAUGGGAUUCCAUGGAGCUAUUAUUGUCACAUAACAAUCUGUACAUGCGUCAUGUACACAGAUCCACAAAUGUGUAAGAAAUUCAGAAAAUGCAUAAAAUAUUGACAGAUGUGAACACAGAUCUGCAGAUGAUUAGACUUGAAUGCAUAUGUAGCCAUUAAUGACUGAAGUUUUAGUGUUUCUCCUACAAAACCUGAAAAUUCACACAAGUGCAUCAGUUACACCCCAAGGAGGACCUCUCCAUUGACUGUUUGUUUACAGGAGAUCUUUGCUACAGUUCUGUUGAGAUCCCCAAAUGUACUUUUCAUGUGUCUUUAAGGUAUUGCAUGACUCCAUAUAGUUCAAGCCUUAAUCACUUCAAUCAUCCGUCUUCUCACUGUUCACAGGUCAAUCUGGCCUUGCCAGUAAACAAGGUGCACUUUGACUUAACCUCUGUCCUGACAACACUGGCCCAGAAUGCAGUCAUUAAGGAGACCCAUGGUCUGACGCGCUGCAUCCUGAGUGAAGUCACAACAAAGACGGGAGACAAAGAGACGGUCCUCAACACAGAGGGCAUCAACAUGCAAGAGUUGUUUACACACAGUGAUGUAUGUGGCAAAGAGAUUUUGGUGAUGUCUGCAUUUUUAGACAUCAGACUUCCUCAAGAUUUUAAGGGUGAAAAAAUAUAUCCAGAGCAGUGUUAACCACACUUUUUCAAAUUUAAAAAUAAAAUUUUCAAAAACUUUCCAAGCCAAAUUGAGUCAAAAAUACACACAUUUUUAGCUUUGCCAACAAAGAAGAGACAAAAGAUGAAGAAUGAGUUGCAAAGAAACACAGCUGUGUAGACACAGACAUAAGACAGCAUUUAGGGAAGAGGUGAAGGAAAGGAGGAGAGAUACACCCCCAGUCUCUCUGUUGUAACCCAUGUCAGUUAAAACCUUAUUUCAGUUCUUAGAAAUGAUCGAAGAUCGAUAAAACAGAUCAAACGGGUUAUGGAUCUCAGUUUCUCAUUGAUCAUGAAUGCUGUAUCAGCAACAGUGUAUUAGACACUCAGAAUGAGAAAUAUCUACAUCAGUUUUGACUAUUUGAUAUAUUCUCUGAUCAUGUCAGACCUUUGGCUUGUCGACUCUUAUUGUCUUAUGUAACUACUACAGCUUCCAGCAGUCUUAUUCCUAAAAAGCACAGAUCCCAGUGACACUUUCUAAAUCCUAAAAAAAUGCCUGCUGUUAAUACGACAUGCUUUUGGUAGUUUUUUUUGUUUUCGUCAUGUGGCAUAAAAACUGUGAUUGUAUUUUCUGUUUUCAGAUCUUGGACAUCAACAGAUUGUACUCAAAUGAGGUCCAUGCCAUGGCUAAGACCUACGGGAUAGAAGUGGCUCUGAAGGUCAUAGAGAAGGAGAUCAAAGAUGUCUUUGCAGUCUACGGUACACUGACAUACAUCCCAACACACACACAAAGACUUGCUUUAAGUCAUACCUGAGACAGUAGACCACACGGGUGUCAAAAUGACUCUUCUGUGUCCAUACUUCUGUCACCAGGUAUCGAGGUGGACCCCAGACAUCUGUCGCUGGUAGCAGACUACAUGUGCUUUGAGGGUGUUUAUAAGCCAUUAAACCGGCACGCCAUCCAGUCCAACUCCUCCCCUCUGCAGCAGAUGACCUUUGAGACCAGCUACAAAUUCCUCAAACAGGCCACUAUGCUGGGUGAGAAAGAGACUAGAGUGAAAUUUCCUGGUAUUUUCUUCAGAACACGGUGACAAAAACUGAAGUCACUGAAUAACGCAGGGACGGUGGUAGUUAAGGCUAGCUAGUAAAGCAUUGAUGCUGUAUACAGAUGUUUUACAAAGUUAGUUAAUGCAACAGCAUUUUUAAUUUAUGUUAAUGAUUUAGUCAUGCUGUAUAGAUUAAGACUGUUGCUAUUACGAUUUAGUUAUGCCUCACCUCUAUUGAGAAUAUGUUAACGUGUAACAUGUAAAGCUGUCACAGUAACACACUUUCACCCCAUGAUUAUUAUUAACAUAAAAUAUUAUGAUAAUUGUUGUGAUUUUUAUGGAAAACUUGAAAAUAGAACAACACCGUCAGUCAAAUUGAGCAGGUCAAGGCUGGAGCAAUGUCUUACUUCAUAAACUUUACUAGUAAAUAGAGUGUACUUGAAUAACAAACUGGACAGGUCUAAGAACUCUGAAGAGGUCUACAAGAAGGACCUCAGCCGUCUCUACUUCCUAAAGAGGCUAAGGUCCUUUAACAUCUGCAGGACCAUGCUGAGGAAGUUCGAUGAGUCUCUGGUGUUCAGCGUGAUCCUGUUUUCUGUUGUGUGCUGGGGCAGCAGAGUGAGGGUAGCAGACACCAACAGACUUUACAAACUCAUCUGCAAGUCCAGUGACAUUGUCAGGGUAGAGCUGGACUCUGGCUGAUGUUGUCAAAGCUACAUGUAAUCUUGGACAGCAUCCACCACUUGCUCCAUAACGUCCUGGUUAAACACAGGAGUACAUUCAGUGUUAGACUCAUUCCCCCUAAAUGAACCACAGAGUGUCACAGGAAGUCAUUCUAACCUGUUGCCAUCAAACUUUAAAACGCCUCCUUCUGAGUGUCACUCACUCUGACUGUCCCCAGGUUUAUUCAUGCAGUGGCUGUAAACUUCUCCACUUCAUAUAAUUACAUCAACUGUGCAAUCUGCUUGUAAACCAGUCAAAAAUUCAAUCAUCUAAGAGUGCAAUACAGAAAAUAACAUUAUUAAGCUUACCUGUGCAAUAUUCUGUUUAACUGUACAAUACUCUGGGCAAUAUUCUACAGGUCAAUGCUGCAAAUUGAUUUUGUAUUCACUUCCUCCUCUGUGUGCUUAUAUAUAUAUAUAUAUGUAUAUGUAUAUAUAUAUAUAUAUAUAUAUAUAUAUAUAUAUAUAUAUAUAUUUAUAUUUAUAUUUAUAUAUAUAUUUCCGUAGACACUGCUCUUUGUAAAUAGCUUUAUUUGCAAUAUUCUGCGCUUUUUACUAACCAUUGCAAUUCUUGUUUGUUCUUGUUUCAUUCCUAUUUCUGUUCUUCUUUUUCCAUUAGUAUUUGUAUUUUCAAGUAUAAUGCUGUAAUGAGUCAUUCACCAGCCUUAUGACUGAAACUUUCAGCAAUUUGUUAAGAGAAGGAAUUGUUUCAUAAAAUGAUGGUGUGUCAUAUUUUGUAGGUAUUUUUUUCCAAUGAGGUUACUUCAUUUCCUACAUUGUAAAAUUAUGCUUUUAUUUUGAAGGAUACUACCUCUGGUUGAUCUUAAGUUUUGAUGGAAAACAGUUCUAAAGUUUGAUAGUAAGACUGUGCAGUUGACUAUGAAUCAGAUGAGACAGUUAAUAUUGCAUGUUCAGUUUUCUGAAGCUUCAUUAUUAGCUCUCAGAUGCCUGUGGCAGUUUGCUCGACGAUGCCUCUUCAUUUGUUGUCUGUUUUAUGGUGUAUGACAACCAUCGCAAAGGAAUUUUGUUAUAAACUUAAAAUAUCACCUUCUGUCUGUUUUUCAGCACAAUAUCAGUAUUUCAUAUUUUGAGAAUUUGUUUGUCUUUAAACCUGGUAAAGUGUGGCAGCUCUAAUUGUAAGGCAACAACUGUGUCUUUGUAUCAGCCUGUUUAAUUUGGUGACCUUUGUUUUUUCUUAUUUUUCAGGCUCGCAUGAUCAGCUAGCAUCUCCGUCAGCUUGCCUUGUUGUUGGCAAAGUAGUCAAAGGUGGGACUGGACUUUUUGAACUAAAACAACCUCUGCAGUAGGAGGCAUGAAGCUGCUGACAGCAAAGAACAAGGAAACGAAGAAAUGUCACAUGAGCUUGUAAUAUUUUCCGUCUGUAUUUUAUAACGAAGUAAAUUGACAAUAAAACCAGUGUUAUUUAAGUUUC
Molecule: messenger RNA, 30686 nt
Organism: Xyrichtys novacula (pearly razorfish)
Lineage: Eukaryota; Metazoa; Chordata; Actinopteri; Labriformes; Labridae
Source: the annotation of a GenBank genome assembly